This is a messenger RNA of Macrobrachium nipponense, 998 nucleotides long. RefSeq lists its product as uncharacterized. Bases 18 to 998 code for a protein of 326 amino acids. The record is from RefSeq and is a predicted model, not a curated record. The transcript has 4 exons. Lineage: Eukaryota; Metazoa; Arthropoda; Malacostraca; Decapoda; Palaemonidae.
CUACGGCUGACACCAAAAUGGCUUCCUUCAAGAUUGUACUUGGCCUUUCCCUUCUUGCUACCUGCGUCUUGGCUGGUGGCAGAUAUAGAGGCGGAGGUGGCGGAGGCAUUGGAGGAGGCUUCAGACAUGGUGGAGGUAUUGGAGGAGGCUUCGGGCACGGUGGAGGUAUUGGAGGAGGCUUCGGGCACGGUGGAGGUAUUGGAGGAGGAUAUGGAUCUGGCGGAGGCCAUGGAGGAGGCAUUUCAAUUAUCCCAGCUAUUGGAGGAUUGAUAGAUUCUUCUGUGAGUUAUGGAGGUGCCGGUUCAGGCUUUGGAGGUUCAGGAUUUGGAGGCCACGGAGGUUCAUUCGGUGGGGGCCAUGGAGGCUCUUUCGGUGGGGGCCAUGGAGGCUCUUUCGGUGGGGGCCACGGAGGUUCCUUCGGUGGAGGCCAUGGGAGUAACUUACUCCUGGAGGAAGUUAUAAGUGAUAAGUGCUUCAUAGAAAAUACGAUUCGAACUGUCACCUGGUUGACAAGGGAAGUGAGAACAAUGACUUUGACCAUUGAGCCAUCAAGAAAGGCUUCCUUCAAGAUUGUACUUGGCCUUUCCCUUCUUGCUACCUGCGUCUUGGCUGGUGGCAGAUAUAGAGGUGGAGGUGGUGGAGGCAUUGGAGGAGGCUCCGGGCAUGGUGGAGGCAUUGGAGGAGGCUUCGGACAUGGUGGAGGCUUCAGUCAUGGUGGAGGUAUUGGAGGAGGCUUCGGUCACGGUGGAGCUAUUGGAGGAGGGAUCGGAGGAGGUAUUGGAGGAGGAUAUGGAUCUGGCGGAGGCCGUGGAGGAGGUAUUUCAAUCAUCCCAGCUAUUGGAGGGUUGAUAGAUUCUUCUGUGAGUUAUGGAGGUGCCGGUUCAGGAUUUGGCGGGUCAGGAUUUGGAGGUUCAGGAUUUGGAGGCCAUGGGGGCUCUUUCGGUGGGGGCCAUGGAGGUUCAAUUGGUGGAGGCCAUGGGAGGCCAUAUGGUAAAUAA